CACAAUAAAACCCUACUUCAUUUCCCACAACUUUCUCUCUCUCCAAACACCUUUCCUCUCCGCGCAGAAUUGGUGCCCUAGCUUUGAUGGCGACGGCGGGCGAAGGCUCUUAUGAAGUAGGAGGAGGAGGCAAGUUUCGAAAGAGGCCCUUUCGAAGGCCUCAAACAACGCCGUACGAUCGACCUCCCAACUCUCUGAGGAACACUAGAAAUGGAUGGCUCUCCAAGGUCGUCGAUCCAGCCUCCAGACUCAUUACUGCCAGCGCUCAUAGAUUCUUCGAUUCUGUUUUCCGGAGGCGCCUCCCUCCGCCUCCCCUUCCCCGUCCCCUUCCCCCUCCGCCAGAGGUAAACCAGGAACCAAGAGACAAGCUCCAGGCAGCAGUUUUCACUAAUUCUGCUGAAGCACAAGAACACGACAUUUUUGAUGGAAGCAAUCCAAGAAAUAGUUCUGAUGGUAGCAGUUUUACCCAGCUUGAGCAAAUUUUAAAGCAGAAGACUUUUACCAGGUAUGAAAUUGAUCAUUUGACAGCCCUAUUGCACUCAAGAACUGUUGAUCUUCCAGUUGAAGAUGAAGAGAAAAGAAGUGAAGCGAAAUUUUCAAAACCACCAGAUAGUUGUGACACACGGGGAGAAAUUUCUAAUAAUCCAGUGCAAGAAAAUGAGACGGAGAGCCAUAGGUUUCUGGAAGCUGUCUCAACCCCUAUAAGGGUCCUUGAAGAAGAUGUUGCUUCUCCCGCAGAGCUUGCAAAAGCUUACAUGGGCAGUAGGCCUUCAAAAGUGUCCCCAUCAAUGCUAAGUUUGCGCGGUCAAGCAUUCAGAGAAGAUUCAACUUUGCCGAGCAAUAUAUCACUUCAUCCAAAAUUGCCCAUCAUGUCAAUUGUACCAAAAUCUCCUGCCCCUGUUGGGGUUUCUGAAAAUGGUUUUAUGAUUCCAAGAUCUCGAGGCAGAUCAGCAUUAUACAGUAUGGCUCGUACACCAUAUUCCAGAGUUAAUCCAACUACUACCAUCAAGGGUGUUACAUCAACACUUGAUGUUUAUGGUGGGCCAUCAUCAUCUCAGUCUGCAUCGGAGCAAAAUAGAUUUUCUGGGUCUAAACAAGGGCUUCUAAAGCGCAGGAGUUCAGUCCUGGACAGUGAUAUUGGAUCUGUUGGUCCCAUACGGCGAAUUCGCCAGAAGCCUAAUCUUUUAUCUCCAAAAAGUUUAGGCACAGCAGUUGGUGGAAGUCCUCUUUCUGCCACUGGAACUGGAGUUCGCUCUGAUGUUGCUCAGCUCCCUUUGUCUUUGAUAGAGAAGCCACGUUUAUUGGGCGAAUCCAAGCAUAGAUUUUCGAAAACACUGAUAGAAAAUGGGGAUAACAGUGUUCCUGGAAUAAGUUUUGCCCAUGUUCCUUCCCAGUCCAGUGAAAUGGCUGAAAAAAUAUUGGAGCAACUUGAUAAGUUGGCCCCUUCGCCGAAAGAGAAAUCAUCUGAACUCAAGCUAGCUGCUGCAAGGGAGAAAUCACCUGCUAAGUUGACACCAACAAUGUUACGUGGACAGGCUCUUAAAAGCUUGGAGAAUGUGGAUUCAUCAAAGAUUCUGGAGAAUGUGCCAAAUAAUAAUAAGUUGAGUGAUAUGCUUACUGCCUGUGUGCCUGAUGCUCGAGACUCUACUUUCCAAAAGCCAGACAAGGUUCAAAAUGGGCCAACAAAGUUUUUUGAUGGAUCAAUAUCUGUUGUGAAUAAUGUUGAUACUACAACCUCUAGUAAGGGCACCAUGCCUAGCGUUAAAACUGCAGAUUCUGCCAUGAUGAACUCUGCCAUUCAUCCUCCUACACAGAAGAAACGGGCUUUUCAGAUGAGUGCCCAUGAGGUUUAUCUUGAACUGGAUGAUGAUUUCUAUCCAAAUGGACUUGCAUCUAAUCCAUUGGUAGAAAGCAGAGAAAAGCUGGAUAAGUCGCUGGUGGAUGGUAAGAUGGAGACUGUUGCUGUUGAAUCAGUUAAAGCAGAGAAGCCCUCAAUUUCUUCUGAAAAGUCCCCUUCCAGCUCUGUAUUAAACAAAAGUAGUUAUGCAGAAACUUCUGAAACUCAUGUUGUUGCUGAAAAGAAUCCCUCCUUUACCUUCCCAGUUGCACCGGUAUCCAGCAUGACUGUGCCACCAGUUGUGCUUGCUCCUCAGCCUUCUUCAACAUUGGAUAAAGUUGUUCCACCAAAGGAACUGUAUUCUGCUCCUCCUGUGUUUAGUUUUGACUCAAAAAAUGUCAAUAAGUUUCCACCCAUAACAUUUUCUUCCUCGUCUCCGGUUGCUAGUGAACCCUCGGGUCCAAAAUUUGGUGCUUUCUCAGACCCAAAACUAGACGGUUCAAGCAGUUUUGCUUCAGUUUCUGCUGGUGCAACGGAAACUGUCCUGAAAAUACCAGAAUCAUCUCAAGGUGAUACUAACAACAUACAGAAGGCUGGAGAUUCAUUGAAAAAACCAGAAACUGCAUUUUCAUCUGCUGUAUCAGCCUCAACAUCAACGACAGGCAUUUUCUCCUUUGGUGCUCCUGCCAACGAUUCUAAUCUAAAUAAUGGAUUACUUGCUUCAGGCUGCUCUAUGUUUACUUCCCCAAGUCAACUUCUAGGUUCCAAUAUUUCAAAUCAAAGUGUUUCCAACAGCUUUACCCCCAGUGCUGCAACUGCAGCAAAUGCUUCCACUUCUGCCACUGCCGCCACAACUAGCCCCAAUAGCAGUCUCUCUAUAUCAGCCGCUGUACCUUCAUUUUCUGCAGCACCCAUUUUUACAUUUGGCACCUCUGUGGCUCCAUCAACUUCAGUUUCUCCAGUUCUGACAACUUCAGGUGUAGAAUUUACAGACAAAGAAGCCAACACCAAGCAGGAAACAACCUUUGGCAAUCCAACCAAUGCUCCUUUUGGUGGCACAUCUCCUGCAACUGCAAACACAGGAAAUAGCAUUUUCGGGUUUAAUGGUUCAACCUCCUCAAAUGCUAACAACCAGUCUCUUGGUGGCACAUCUUCCAAAAUUGCAAGCACAGGAAGUGGCAUUUUUGGGUUUAGUGGUUCAUCCUCCUCUUCAACUGCUAAUAACCAGUCUCUUGGUCCUACUCCUUUUGGUGCUGGCAGUGGAUCUUUGCUUUCUGCCCAGACAUCAUCAUCUCCUGCUGGGACAGGGAUUGCAUCCUCUACUCAGAGCAUGCCCACUCAGUUUGGUUUGUCCACCUCAUCUCCAUUUGGGAUGACUGGUGCUGCACCUCUCAACUCUCUAUUUGGUUCUUCAACUCCUGCCAAACUGUUUGGAUCGAGCAGUAGUGGACUGAGCUCUUCAGUUUCCUUGUCUGAGGCCAGCACCUCUCUUAGCUCCACCAGUGGCAUUACCUCCAAUGUGUUUAGUUCCAAUUGGCCAACCACUAAAUCUCCCAUAUUUGGUUCAACAUCAACUGGGUUUCCUUUUGGAGGAUCCUCAGCUUCAGUUGCUGGUAGCAACAGUGCACCUAUGGUUUUUGGUUCCUCUACCAGUGCCUCAUCAGCUAACAUGUUCUCAUUCAAUCCAUCUGCUGGCACUGCCUCCUUGUCAUCGUUCCCCUCAUCACAGCCUGUUUUCGGUAAUGCUAAUUCUGUCUUCCCAUUUGGUUCAGCUACAGGUAAUCAUGAUCAGAUGAACAUGGAGGAUAGUAUGGCUGAGGACACUGUACAAGCAUCCACGCCUGCAGUUUCGGUACUUGGUCAACAAGCUAUCUCCCCUUCACCAUCACCUGCCUUCAUGUUUAAUUCAACAGCCUCUUCAGGAGCUAAUCCCUUCCAAUUUGGAAGCCAGCAGAAUCCGGCCACGCCACAGAGCCCAUCCCCCUUUCAGGCUUCCAGUAGUUUAGAUUUUAAUGCUGGUGGGAGCUUCUCACUGGGCACUGGCGGUGGUGAUAAGGCUAAUCGGAGAAUGGUGAAAGUUAAACACCCCCGGCGGAAGAAGUAAAGACAUCAAAUGUUGUAGUAGUUGGUUUCCUUUUCAGAGGCCUUAGUUAUAUAUUGGGGUUUGAUGGGCAAAUUAUUUUAUGGUGAGAGUUUCGCUGCAGGGGCUUGCUUUUAUAUUUGGUGAAUCGGAAUUUCUUGGUGCUGGCAGAGGUAAAUCAGCCACUUCAGGCCUGGGAAAUCUGAGAUAUUCUGUCCUUCUUGGCUACUUUCACAAAUUUUCAUUUCUUCUCUUUGGGUAAAUUUUCUAUGGUCACAAUGCAGCCAUAAACUGUCACAAUUUUGAAUGUCAUUGUAGCUGAGUCCAUGAACAUAUCAUAUGUCUUGUAUUAGUACCAGUAGCGGGUCAUAGGAUUUUAGGUUGGGCAACUGUGCCAUCCACCAUGCUUUGUGUACUCUGUUGUGUAACAUAUAAAGAAACGGGUAUGGAUCUGUUUUAAGAAUGCAUAUCUGUUUGAUUGCCCUCA
Messenger RNA from Vitis riparia (riverbank grape), 4404 nucleotides. RefSeq names its product nuclear pore complex protein NUP1. The record is from RefSeq and is a predicted model, not a curated record. NCBI's taxonomy places the organism in Eukaryota, Viridiplantae, Streptophyta, Magnoliopsida, Vitales, Vitaceae. Gene Ontology annotation, cellular component: nuclear envelope. Bases 87 to 3941 code for a protein of 1284 amino acids. Gene Ontology annotation, biological process: nuclear membrane organization; poly(A)+ mRNA export from nucleus. The transcript has 9 exons.